GAAAAAAACAUGAGCAUUUUUUUGUAUUUGCUACUUUUUUCAGCUGUUUUGAUUUUAUGUGAAGCAGCUGAAACUGAUCCUACUGAUGGCUUCGUGGCAGUGCCAUUGACGGCAUGCAAUUUCGUACUGCAGAAACCAUACGACACGCCGUUGGAGGAGCGCUACAGCUUCAUCAAUGGGACAAGACGCUUGUGGGUCUAUGCGGACGACAAGCCGCAUGAUCCUAAUAGCCGUACUCAGCCAAGAACCGAAGUUCGCAUUCAUGGAUUGGACUAUACUUCUGGAGUAUGGCAAUUUGAAGGGCAUGGUUUUGUACCAAAUGGAACCUCUGGUGCAACAGUGGCACAGAUCCAUGGAUCAGCUCACGGAGCAACAACUAUAAUACUAAGAAUCUACAAAAAUGGAGAUAUGAGACAUUACAGCGGUAAAUUGAUAGCAACUGAUCUGUAUGAUAAGUGGUUCAGGCUGAACAUAAUACACGAUGUGGAUGGAGGAAGAGUUAGUGUUUUCAUUGAUGGAGCGAAGAAGUUCGAGAUUAAGGAUAAUGGGCCAGCUCCUGAAGGCUGCUAUUUCAAAUGUGGAGUUUAUGCUGCACCUGCUAAUAUUAGUUAUUACAUGGAAUCAAGGUGGAGAGACAUCAAAAUUUUUAAAAAAAUUUAG
Molecule: messenger RNA, 660 nt
Organism: Ziziphus jujuba (common jujube)
Lineage: Eukaryota; Viridiplantae; Streptophyta; Magnoliopsida; Rosales; Rhamnaceae
Product: citrate-binding protein-like
Exons: 2
Coding region: 10-660 (216 amino acids)
Source: RefSeq, a predicted model, not a curated record